Messenger RNA from Seminavis robusta, 618 nucleotides. NCBI's taxonomy places the organism in Eukaryota, Bacillariophyta, Bacillariophyceae, Naviculales, Naviculaceae. The record is from the annotation of a GenBank genome assembly.
AUGAAUACGUCAGACUCAAACAAGCACAAUAGCAGUGAUGAUAAUAAUGACAUCAAUCGAGAUGAAGAUGCCGAAGUUAUGAAUACCUUCCAGUCGAGGAGUGAUGAUUCUGUUGUUGAAGCGAGCUCAGGCGUCCCGGAUGGGUCAGCAGAAGAGAUCCAGGAGCUACCAGUAUUGCAAGAAGCUAAAAUUGAACACAAGCCACACAGAUUGUUAUACUUCUUGCCAACAAAAGGUCAAAUGGAAAAGUCAAAAGCUCUGGUCCCCCCUGCCCUUCCAACUGUUUAUGGGCAGCACACAACAGAGCCCACCACAGGGAGCCAGCUAGAAGAAAGUGAUUCUGUGGUGCUGGGUAAUGGUGAGAAAAGAUCUGAGCAAAAGGUGGCAGAGUAUCGAGCUGGAGAAGCCAGUGCUAUUAGCACAGCCCAAGAGAAAGUACACAAGGAGCCCCCCACGAAUCAAGCUACAUCCAUUGCCACCCAAUCUUGCCAUCGUGAUGAGCACAACUCAGAACAACCAACAACAAUCGGCUCUAUUCAAGAGCAAGAUGCUGCCACAGGGCGAGCCAGUGUGGCAGCCGGUGAGCUCUUAGAAGGAAAUCAACAACAGGUCUGCUGA